GCGGGCAUCAACAGAAUCGAAGCCUUCUAUUCGAUCUUUGGAAAAUCUUGGCUGCUCUGGUCCUUCUGGGGUGCAUUCACCCUCUGGGGCUUUGCCAUGGCCCUGAGCUCCGACACUACGUACCUUUACCUCUCCUUCGCUACAUCUGCGUACGUAUCCAACAAUCUGCUAUCAACCAUUGCAGUUGUUGCGUCCAUCGCCUCAGCAGUCUCACAGCCGUUUUGGGCCAAGUGGGCCGAUCUCUGGUCUCGACACUGGGCCCUCCUUGCCUCUCUCGUGCUCUACGUACUGGGCUAUUUGAUGACGGCUGCCUCUUCAAACGUCGAGACUGUGGCAGCUGGACAAGUUAUCUACACCAUCGGAAACGCUGGACUCACCUUCAUGCAAUCGCUCAUCAUUGGAGACCUGACCUCUUUGCGAUACCGAGGCUUCGUCAACGGUGCCAUCACCCUUCCGUACAUCUUGUUCGCCUUCGUGGCCAGCGAGAUCUACUCAGCCUUGGGCGAGAACAAUUGGAGGUGGGGAUACGGCAUGUUCUGCAUCAUGAUGCCUGCUUGUCUAGCUCCUAUCGUCGGACUUAUCCUCUGGGCCGACAUCAAGGCUAGAAAGAGUGGUGUCCUCUCCAUCACGGCGUCUUCCAUGCGCCACCAAGUUGGCUUGGCGGGCGAGACGCGCAUGUCCUCGCAGUGGGCUCGUAUCAAGAGUGCUGUAGUGCGUACAGACGCGUUUGGUCUACUCCUACUAGGAUUCUCGUUCGCCAUGCUGCUGUCUCCGCCUACCUUGGCGGCUACGGCCACUGGCGGUUGGGCAAACCCCUCGAUGAUCGCCAUGAUGACGUGCGGAGGUAUCUUCUUCUUGGCGUUCCUCGCUUGGGAGUGGAAGGGUGCCUCGUAUCCUCUGAUGCCGACGCGAGUGCUCAACAGAACCUUCCUGAUGUGCGUAGGAAUUCAGUUCACGUACUUUUGUAGUGCCUACUUGAACGAUACGUAUUGGACCGUUUGGGUCUACGUCGUCACGGACUACAACGACCGAGGAUACAGCUACCUGCUCCAGACAGAAAACGUUGCCGUUUGUCUCUUCGGUACCAUUGGAGGACUCAUUCAGAUCUUUUGGGGCAGAUACAAGUACCUCCAAUUCGGCGGUCUCGCGGUUCGAUGCAUUGGUGGUGGUAUUACGUACUAUCAAGCAGCCUCCGGCGAUGUCACCACGGCAACUCUCGUCAUGGGCAAAUUCCUCCUGUACGCUGGCGCAGGAAUUUCGGCCGUUGCUACCAUCACUGCUUCUCAAGCCUCUGUCAAGCACAAGGACCUUGCUCUCGUCAUUGCGCUGCUUUCUCUUUGGACUAGCAUCGGAGGAGCUAUUGGUCAGGCCGCCGUCGGUGCCAUAUGGAGUAAGAAUCUGCCCAUCUACCUCGCCGAGUACGCUCCUUCCCUCUCCGCCGACGACAUCUAUAACAUCGCCUAUGAUCAAUACGUAGCUCACGAUGCUGAACCCAGAGCCGAAAUCAUCAGGGCAUUCAACGCCAGCUACAGAGAUUGCAGUCUCCCCGCUCUGAUCAUCAUGUUCGUGCCACUUGUCCUCAGCUUCUUCAUGACCGACUACAAGUUGGACUCUCGGCACAACGUCGAGGAGGACAAGUUGGUUGCCGUCAAGCCACAAGCUGAAGUGGACCGGGAAUUGCGGGUGUGCCAGCAGAAGCAGGCUGAG
Messenger RNA from Microstroma glucosiphilum, 1707 nucleotides. RefSeq lists its product as hypothetical. The transcript has 4 exons. Gene Ontology annotation, molecular function: transmembrane transporter activity. The record is from RefSeq and is a predicted model, not a curated record. The annotation marks the transcript as partial. NCBI's taxonomy places the organism in Eukaryota, Fungi, Basidiomycota, Exobasidiomycetes, Microstromatales, Microstromataceae. Gene Ontology annotation, biological process: transmembrane transport.